UGAAAAUGGAAAGGUGCCACACCGACUGCGGCGGUCUUUAAUAAUUUUACUCAGGCAUAUCCAGAGACGGCUCAUUACAGGAGUUACUAGAUUGCUGAGAGAUCAACGGUAACGUUAUGCCAGCACGGCACUGCUAGCACCAGACUGCUGCAGCGUUAAAUAUUUGUGCAUCAGGAAUUUGUGCAUCUGUUUGUCUAAUGGAGACCGAUAUUCUGGACUCCCUUGAAGAUUUGGGGUACCAGGGGCCCGUGCUGGAAGAUGGAUCCCUGGAUGCAGCGGUGAGUGGAGGAGCCGAAUCCCCUGAGUUCACCAAGCUCUGUGCCUGGAUCGUGUCCGAACUGAAGGUCUACUGCAAACUGGAGGAGAAUGUGCACGCCACCAACUGCCCCAGUGAGGCGGAGGGCUUUCAGCUGGAGGUGAGUGGACUUCUGGCAGAGCUGGCAUGUCCAUACACUGCCCUGACCUCAGGAGAUGCCACCCAAAGGCUCCUCAACAAAUCCAACUGCUUACUACUCUUAACUUUCCUGAUCUCAGAACUAGAAGCCUCCAGGAUGGUGCUGAUAAACCAGCCGCAGAAGAAGGUGGAGGAGUCAGGCGGCAGUGAUGUCUUCAUGGAGCUGAAGGGCAUCUGUGUAGGCCUUGGCAUGUCCAAGCCCCCUGCCAACAUCACCAUGUUCCAGUUCUUUAGCGGGAUCGAGAAAAAGCUGAAAGAAGCUAUGUCCAAAGUGCCCCCCAACCAUGUCGGAGCUCCUCUGUUGAAGAAACCACUAGGACCAGUUCACUGGGAGAAAAUUGAAGCAAUCAACCAAGCUCUUGUGAAUGAGUAUGACGUUAGAAGGAAGAUGUUGCUGAAGCGUCUGGAUGUGACGGUGCAGUCAUUUGGGUGGUCAGAACGGGCUAAGACACACUCUGAAAAAUUGGCUAAAGUCUAUCAACCAUUGCGUGCAGCUCUGAAUGCAAAGACUGUCGUGUCUGUGGCUCACCUCUAUGCAGCACGAAUAGACCUGUCAAAAAUUAUGCGCACCAGCAGUGGAAGGAUCAGAGAGAAGACUGCUUGUGCCAUCAAUAAGAUUCUGAUGGGCCGUGUGCCUGACAGAGGUGGGAGACCCUACGAGAUCGAGCCACCACCCCCGGAGAUGCCCUCGUGGCAGAAGAGGCAGGAUGGUCCGUCUGGUGGCUUUGGCGGUGGGCAGCAUUACGGAGGAGGGGGCAGAGGCGGGGGUGGUGGUGGCAGAGGUGGCUAUGACCAGCACUCCCAUGGUGGGAGAGGAGGAGGGGGUUAUGAGCAGCGCGGAGGUUAUGAUAGGGGAGGAAGGGGAGGAGGCAGAGGGGGCAAAGUUCAGGGUGGCUGGUCAGAUGGUGGAGGUGGUGGUGGAGGCCAUCAUGGUCACUACCAAGAUGGACAUGGAGGGGGUCAUCAGGUGGGAGGGGGGAGAGGGGGUUAUGGAGGAGGAGGAAGAGGAGGAGGAGGAGGAGGAGGAGGAGGUGGGGGAUACCAAGGCUAUCAAGGAGGUCCAAACUAUCCUGGAGGUGGAGGUUACCAAGGUGGAGGCGGACACCAAGGUGGAGCCUACCAGCACGACAACCACCAUCAAGACGGGGGCCGCCACCAGGAGAGAGGGGGCCGGAGCGGACGCGGUGGCCGAGGAAGGGGAGGCCGCGGCGGGGGAGAAGGCUGGGGCGGCAGAGGCGGCCAGAACUACAACCAGGGCGGACAGUUUGAACAGUUCUUUCAGCACGGAGGCCAUCAGUACAACCAGGCGGGCUUUGGCCAGGGCUACUACACGAGCUGAGACCGCCCAAGGCAGGUCACCACAGCAGGGUUUGCGCAGCAGUGGCUCUGGAGCUGGGAUGAGCACAAAGAGAAGAGGGACACGACGCGUACGUGAGGGGGACGGGUGUCAUUUUCAAGCUCAGCACUGCUCGUUCACAUCCUUGAGCGACGCGAUGGGGAGCUUGAAGGCAGGCCGUGGCCGCUUUGGUUUUCAGGCGCCGUCUUUUGUGUUGUUGGUUGCCGCCUACUGAAAGAAAGUCAAUUCCCAUCUGAUAGCUCACCAGACUAUUUAGGCUCAGUGUGUGUAUGUGUGUGUGUGUGUGCACGUGUGCGCACUGCGAAACCAUUAAUGUGCCAUAUUAAGGGGAUUUUUGCUGGGUUGAGCUUGAACAGAGCGGCCCAGACCUAUCCCACUGGGUGAACCAGGCUGUGUUGACCACGAUGAAGACAAAGCCUUAUUACAGAGAUUAGUUGGAGGUGGAGAUCUUUUGAAGGGGUCUUGCUAUUUCAGUGUUGCAUAUGACGUCACACAUUAUUCUACCUUGACAAAACAAACAGAAGCUCUCAUGGGUCGUACUAUUUUCAUUGAACAAAGGUGAAAGACCUUUUUUUGUUAAGCACUAGUUUACAUUUUCCCCCUCAAACAGUUGUUUUGUUUCAAAUUGAGUUGUGGCUAACUAAAAUAUGAAUGUUCUUUUAUUGUUUGCAGACAAUCUGACCACCAUUUCUGUUACUUAAAUUUAAUGACAUUCAAAUAGGCCACCCAAAGCUGCUUUGUUAUGUACAUAAUAUGGAAAUGACUGCUUGGAAGUGGGAAUGAAAAAAGAGAGAAGAGAAAUAAAGAAAUGUGUGUAAAUUCAA
Alosa sapidissima (American shad) is the source of this 2635-nucleotide messenger RNA. RefSeq names its product family with sequence similarity 98 member A (gene tslig3a). The record is from RefSeq and is a predicted model, not a curated record. Lineage: Eukaryota; Metazoa; Chordata; Actinopteri; Clupeiformes; Clupeidae. The transcript is spliced from 8 exons. Bases 198 to 1793 code for a protein of 531 amino acids. Gene Ontology annotation, cellular component: tRNA-splicing ligase complex.